This is a messenger RNA of Parastagonospora nodorum SN15, 1671 nucleotides long. RefSeq lists its product as hypothetical. Gene Ontology annotation, cellular component: cytoplasm. The record is from RefSeq and is a predicted model, not a curated record. Lineage: Eukaryota; Fungi; Ascomycota; Dothideomycetes; Pleosporales; Phaeosphaeriaceae. The coding region runs from base 1 to 1671 and encodes 556 amino acids. The transcript is spliced from 2 exons. Gene Ontology annotation, molecular function: nucleic acid binding; zinc ion binding.
AUGGGCGCUGGACAGUCGACUGGGGGUGGAGAAGCACCUGGGGGUGGCGGCGAGAUCAAGACUAGCUACUAUGAGCUGCUGGGCGUAGAGAGGACAGCUACACAGGACGAACUCAAAAAAGCAUAUCGCAAGAAAGCGCUCGAACUCCAUCCCGACCGCAACCAUGGCGACACCGAACGCACCACUGCCCUCUUCGCCGAGAUCCAGACCGCAUACGAAGUCCUUUCCGACGACCAGGAACGCGCGUGGUAUGACGCCCAUGAAGGAGACAUAUUGCGGGGUGGUAGUGGGGAAGGUGCGACUGAAGACCACUACCAGGGCAAUAUGCGCAUGACGACAUCACAUGAUUUGACACGGAUGAUGGGCAAAUUCAGAGGCAAUGUAGACUUCUCCGACUCUCCCAGUGGCUUCUUUGGGUACGUAAGGGAGACAUUUGAGCAGCUGGCAAAGGAGGAGGAAUAUGCGGCAGACUAUGAGGACCUGAGCGUCCCGGACUACCCUACAUUCGGACACAAGGACGAUACACAUGAAGAUGUGGUUCGUGAAUUCUACGCCGUGUGGCACGGGUUCGCAACAGUGAAGAGCUUCGCGUGGAUGGACCAGUAUCGCAUGUCCGAUGCGCCCGACCGCCGCACACGUCGAGCCAUGGAGAAGGAAAAUCAAAAGUUCCGCGACGAAGGAAAGCGGGAAUUCAACGAUGCUGUCAGGACGCUCGUGGCCUUCGUCCGCAAGCGUGAUCCACGAUACAAGCCGAACACAAAGUCUGCCGAUGAACAGGCCAAGGCACAGCGGGAUGCAAGGAAAGCGCAGGCUGCGAAGGCGCGUGCUGCACAAAUGGCAAAACUGGAACAAGAAGCACAAGCACUGCCUAGCUGGGCAACAGCUCGGCCACCAGACGAAGUGGAGGAGGAAUCCGAGGAAGAGAUUGAGGAAGAGCACUACGAGUGUGUUGCGUGCAACAAGACGUUCAAGAGCGAACGCCAAUACGACGCACAUGAGAAGAGCAAGAAGCACCAGAAAGCCAUAUCAGCACUCAAGCGAAAAAUGCAAAAAGACAACGCACAUCUCAAUCUCGACGACGACGUCCUGAGCAGCGAUGCCUUUACUCCUGUCGAAGGCGUCGCGUCUGACACCAAUGGCAUGGAAGAUUCCAUCGAGGAUAUCACAGCUAAAACGCAAGACCUCGAAGUCAAAGACGACGUUGCAGAUGAUGCUGAACAACAAGACGACGGCAUAGAUGAUGACGCACACGAAGAUGACGACGAAAAUGUCCCUUCCACACCCCAAACAACCCAACCCAACGACUCCGAACUCUCAGCCUCCGCCUCAGACGACGAAUACGCCUCCCGUUCCACCAUCGAAGCCCGCCUGCACGGCCUAACUUCAACCAAUGCAUCCACCGCAGACACCGUAACCUCCGACACGCCCCAACCAAAACUCGGCGCCGCCGCAAAGAAACGCAUGAAAAAAGCCGCAAAGCAAGCCGAAGCCGAAGCCACAGGCACAGAUGUAUCCCACAAAUGUCAGGGCUGUGAGGCGACAUUCCCGAGUAAAACCAAGUUGUACAAGCAUCUGGCGGACGUGCCGACACAUGCGGCUUUGAAGAGUGUGCCUGUCGGUGGGGGUGGGGGGAAGGGGAAAAAGAAGGGGAAGAGGGAGAUGAGGGAUUGA